Messenger RNA from Morchella importuna, 2700 nucleotides. RefSeq lists its product as uncharacterized. Bases 1 to 2700 code for a protein of 899 amino acids. NCBI's taxonomy places the organism in Eukaryota, Fungi, Ascomycota, Pezizomycetes, Pezizales, Morchellaceae. The record is from RefSeq and is a predicted model, not a curated record. The transcript is spliced from 14 exons.
AUGGCCUCCUUUCUGACAGUCUGUAGCGAGAGCAUGCUGGCGAGGAACCACGCUUAUUUUCAGCUUAGCCCAAGUUUAAAUUUCAACAGAGAUCCCUGGAUUACUGCCCAGGAGCGAUAUCUAGAUGGAUUAAGCGAUGAACACAAAGCUCUCUAUAAGGAGGCUUCGGUGGAGAAUCUUUUUUACAGUACCAGCGCAGCACAAUUCAAACACGAAAAGAAUAGCAAGUCUAGAGCUGCGGCGAAAAAACUUCAGCCGCUCAUUGCUGCAAUCACCCAAUAUGGCGGUGCUUUAGAUGUUCUCUCCAACACUUCUACCCUGUUCUUUUCACCCAUCUGGGGGGGCUUGCGGGUUCUUUUGCACAUAGCAGGCGAGUUUGACAGAUAUUAUUCAAGGCUUAUCGAUAUGCUAGAAAGGAUAGGGGAUGUGAUUCCCCGAUUUAAAGCUUAUGAACGUCUCUUCCCAAAUCACGAACAACUACUGUAUUCACUGUCAGUCGUAUAUCUUGAUAUAAUCAAUUUCUGCGUAGACGCGAAGAAUGUCUUUCAAAAAGUCAAAAACCGCAAACGAUCUCGAUUUUCCUUCCCCGGGAGUGGCUUACGGGCUCUCAAAGUAGUCUGGAAGCCAUUUGAUCAGGAAUUCGGGAGUAGAAUCGACAGAUUCCGCAUGCAUUCCGAGAGAGUAGAUGUGGAAGCACAGAUCGCUCAUAUGGCCGAACAAGCCAACGAGAAUAGACGACAAGGCAAUGAAAGAGAAGCUCAGGCCCUCGAAAGGCAUGCCGCCGCAAAGGGAAGAGAACGGCAGCUCCUUUUGCACAAGGAGCAAGCGGGCCAGAAUAUAUUACAGAAGUUAUCACUGUAUGAGCCAGAAUACAAGCAUCGCAUUAUAAAGAAGGCGCGCAUCGAGGGUACUGGCAGAUGGAUGCUAGACUCUCCGGAGUUUGUGGCAUGGCUAUUGGAUCCAAGAUCCUCAUGUUUAUGGUGUUAUGGGAUCCCUGGAUCUGGAAAAACGAUUGUGAGUACCACUAUUAUCGAUUCAAUCAUAGAUGAUCACCUCCUAGAUGGAAGCUCUUUGAUCUGGUUUUACUGCGACUAUUCGGAACAAAAAACACUUGACCCAUCAGAGAUCGUUGGGAGUCUGAUAAAACAGCUACUGAACAUUCGACUUUUGGAAGUUAAUAUCGACUUACGAUUGCAACUGGAGAAAAUCUACGAUAACGAUCGUAUUCCAGACUUAGAUGAACUCUUUGACAUGCUCUUGCGAGUAAUUUCGAAAUUUCCAAAGGUUUUUAUCAUCAUUGACGGUUUAGAUGAGUGUAAAGAGAAGGAUCGAGAACUCUUAUUCCCGUGGCUCAAGAAGUUGCACAACAACUCCUCAACUCUUGUUAAGCUCAUGAUAACAAGCCGAGAUGAGGUCGACAUCCGGAAGGCGAUCGGGGGCACACCAUCAAUCCAAGCAAGUAAAUCCAAUACCUCUUCGGAUUUGGCAAUUGUUGUAGAAGAACUAGUCAAGGAGAGACUGGUAGGGCAGAGAGAUUGGUUAAAGGAUCCUUGUCUGGUUCAAGAGAUAAUCGAUGCGCUUGUUGAUGGAGCAGAGGGAAUGUUUAUCUGGGUUAGGUUUCAACUUGACGAUAUCUGCGAAGAACUCUCUGAAGAGGGGGUAAGAAACGCUCUAAAAUGCCUACCACAUGGGUUGAAAGAGACUUUCAUAAGAGCAAUGAAAAAGAUUACGCUACGGGGACAGACACAAGUUUCGGCGGCAAAAAAGCUGUUUAUGUGGCUAUCUUGUGCAAAACGGGUGCUUUCGUUGGAAGAGAUGCAAGAAGCGGUAGCGAUCCUUCCGCACGACAAGGAUCUUGAGAAAAAAAGAAUUCCAGAUAGUAUGCGGCUUCUCCGGGCAUGCGGGAGUCUUAUUAUCUACGAUUCUCAGGAACACACAAUAAGGUUUGCGCAUUAUUCUGUGCAACAGUUCCUCUCCGCCCCAGAUUCGUUGAACACUAUCCCCGAAUUUCACUUCUCCCAAGCAGAGGCGGAUAUCGAAGCCGGCCGAAUUUGCAUGACCUACCUGAAUUUCUCUGCAUUCCAGGUUGCAGUGGCCACUUACAACAAUCUUUCAAAAGAGGAGACACGACUUCUUCAGCUACCACCGACUCAGUGGGUGCCCCAAAUCGCCAACUUUAGUGGAAACCAUCCAACUCUAUGGAACCUCUUCAAGGGGAUCAGCGGUAGCGGUACCGACGCCCCUACCAUUAAUUUCAAUGAAUACUUGCGUUAUGUCGAAAAGCCUAGCAAGAAUCUCAUGGAUGGAUACAAACUUCUCGAUUAUGUUAUUAAAUAUUGGUGUCCACAUACUGCAUUGAUUUAUAUGGAGGUCGAUGGGGAGGAGAUCGGUCAGUUUAGAGAGCUUGCAUUCGAAAGAAAACUUUUUUUCAAAUUCAGACCCUGGGGAGAGGGCAAUGAAGCCUCUCAUAUGAAAGAUCCUUUUAUCUGGGCGCUUGAAAACAGCCAUGAGACUUUGGUGAAACUCACGUACGCGAAACUCUCGAGCAAUACCAUUAGCAGGCUUCUCGGAUAUAAUGAGCAUUACUGGUCAUCCCUCGCAGUUGAGAAUGGUUUCGAGCGGUCAAUAAUCGAAAUAAUUAAGUUCAUUCCCACACCACGCUUCGUUCCUGAUUAUAGACCUGUCCACAUCCCCCGGUAG